This is a messenger RNA of Glycine soja, 3058 nucleotides long. Its product is annotated as protein NPG1-like. Gene Ontology annotation, molecular function: protein binding. Lineage: Eukaryota; Viridiplantae; Streptophyta; Magnoliopsida; Fabales; Fabaceae. The record is from RefSeq and is a predicted model, not a curated record. The transcript is spliced from 6 exons. The coding region runs from base 266 to 2350 and encodes 694 amino acids.
UCUCUUCUCUCACCACCAGCUGUAACAGCGGUUGACCUCACACCACCCACCACUGUUCUGUUUCUUUCUAUUUGUUGUUUUUUUCCUCAAACGAGACAAAACAAACACAAACACAAACAUAGGGUAACUCGAAUGCAAUGCAAAACUUUGAUCCAAAUCAAAUGCUGAUAAAAUUGAAGGGUCCCUUAGAUCUUCUUUGAGGUCACUGUUGCAUCUCUCACCUUUGCUCCAACGCCACGUUGCUUUGGUUGGAGGGAGAUGAUUGAUGGAGUCCAGUGAGGAUGGGAGCAUGUCAUAUAGAGAGUUCCAUGCGAAUGGAAGCCGCAUGGUUACAUCAGAAGUUGAGGCCAAGCUUGAUGAAGGAAAUAUUCAAGAGGCAGAAGAUGCAUUGCGAGAAGGGUUGUCGCUCAAUUUUGAGGAAGCAAGAGCUCUUCUUGGAAAGUUGGAGUAUCAGAGAGGUAAUGUAGAAGGUGCUCUUCGUGUGUUUGAUGGGAUUGAUCUCCAAGCUGCCAUACAGAGAUUGCAACCUUCCUUUUCUGAAAAAACACCAGUCAAGAAAGGUCGCACUCGCACUGAAUCACCCUCCUCAGUCUCUCAGCAUGCUGCUAGUUUGGUGCUUGAAGCCAUCUACUUAAAAUCGAAGUCUCUGCAAAAACUGGGGAAAUUUACUGAGGCUGCUAAUGAUUGUAAACGUAUUCUUGAUGCCGUUGAGAAGAUAUUUUAUCUAGGUGUUCCUGAUAUUCAAGUGGAUAAUAGAUUGCAAGAAAUAGUCAGCCAUGCAGUUGAGCUCCUUCCAGAGCUUUGGAAACAAGCUGGUUGCUACGAUGAGGCAAUCUCUGCUUAUAGGCGAGCCCUUCUUAGUCAAUGGAACCUUGAUAAUGAUUGCUGUGCAAGAAUUCAGAAGUCAUUUGUUAUUUUUUUGCUAUACAGUGGGGUGGAGACAAGUCCACCUAGUUUAGCAGUUCAGAUUGAUGGAUCAUAUGUGCCUAAAAAUAAUCUUGAAGAGGCUAUUCUGCUAUUGAUGAAUUUUUUGAAAAAUUUUUGCCUUGGCAAGAUGAAAUGGGAUCCUUCAGUCAUGGAACACCUGACUUUUGCACUUUCUAUAUGUAGUGGAACUACUGUUUUAGCAAAGCAACUUGAAGAAUUGAAUCCUGGAGUAUACCAUCGAAUUGAUUGUUGGAAUACUUUAGCUUUAUGUUAUAGUGGAGCUGGACAAAAUGACAGUGCUUUGAAUCUGCUAAGGAAGUCUUUGCACAAACAUGAACGACCAAAUGACCUUACAUCAUUGUUGUUAGCAGCCAGGAUCUGCAGUGAGGAUCCCUAUCUUGCUGCUGAGGGAGUGAACCAUGCACAGAGGGCAAUCAGUAAUGCUCACGGCCCAAAUGAGCAUUUAAAAGGUGUUGCUCUUCGGAUGUUGGGACUUUGUUUGGGAAAGCAAGCUAAGGUCGCUUCCUCUGACUUUGAGAGGUCUCGCCUUCAGUCCAAAGCUCUGGAGUCAUUGGUGGCGGCAAUUAGAUUGGAGCCAAACAAUUCUGAUCUGAUUUUUGAAUUGGCUGUUCAGUAUGCAGAGCACCGAAAUUUGCCUGCUGCUUUGCGUUCCGCGAGGCAUUUCUUUAACAAAACAGGUGGUUCUGUAUCGAAAGCUUGGAGAUUGCUUGCUCUAAUUUUGUCUGCACAACAAAGAUUUUCAGAAGCUGAAGUGGUGACAGAUGCUGCUUUAGAUCAAACUUCAAGAUGGGAGCAGGGGCCACUGCUUAGGCUGAAAGCAAAGUUGAAGAUCUCCCAAUCACGACCCAUGGAUGCUAUUGAAACUUAUCAGUACCUUCUUGCAUUGGUUCAAGCCCAGAAGAAAUCCUUUGGGUCUCUCCAAAUUAGUUCAAAGGUUGAGUAUGAUAAAGUAAAUGAAUUUGAUAUUUGGCAUGGUCUGGCAAAUUUAUAUGCUAGUCUUUCUCAUUGGAAGGAUGCUGAAAUCUGUUUGCAAAAGGCCAGGGAGUUGAAGGAAUACUCUGCAGCAUUGAUGCACACUGAAGGUGUUUUGUUUGAAGGACGUGGGCAAAAUGAAGAAGCUCUUUGUGCUACUAUUAAUGCUAUACUACUCGAACCAAACUAUGUUCCAUGCAAGAUCUUGAUGGGUGCUUUGUUUCAAAAAUUGGGUACAAAGCAUUUGGCUAUUGCAAGAAGCUUACUGUCUGAUGCACUCCGAAUAGAACCCACAAACCGCAAGGCUUGGUAUAACUUGGGAUUGCUUCACAAACAUGAGGGCCGAAUAAGUGAUGCUGCCGACUGCUUCCAAGCAGCUUCCAUGCUCGAAGAAUCUGAUCCCAUCGAAAGUUUUAGCUCUUUACCUUGACAGGAUUCAAUUCCUAAACAGUUAACUCUGCAGCCAUCAGUGAGAUUUAUCUCAUCUUGUUUUUCUGUUGAUACAUCUUCUGAGUUCAAUGGGACACAUAGAAAGAGCUUAGGAACUGUAUUCCUUUUUUUUUUAAAUUUUAAAUUCUUGUCAUCACAGACUAGGAUCAAAGAAAAAGGAUUAAAAACAUUAUAUAGUAAAUAAGAUAAGAAAGGGAUUGAUGUUAAACUGGUUGAGGGAUGGAUGAAUUGUAAAGAACUUGGACUGGCAGAGAUUAUUAACCUUGUUCAACUGCUGCUCGGCCUUGUUAAUGUCUUUCGAGCAGUAUCAUUGUAAAGAGAGUAGAGAUUCAGUUUUCUACUUUUACGUGCUUUAGUUUGUUGGCUAGAUCUACAGGGCAUAAAAAGGAAAAUGUUAGGAGUCACUUGAAUUCUACUGCAGCCACUUGUGAUGUACAUUUCUGUAAAAAAAAUUUUAACUUUGAUGUUUUUGAGCUUGUAGGAUACAGAGCUAGAAAUGCUUUUGAAAGCUUCUGUAUUGAAAAAAAAAACUAUAUUUUUAGUAAAGAAGCUUUCAAAAGAACUUUCGGCUUGUAUCCAAACAAGCCCAAGUUGUUACAUAUGUAUUUGUAUUAAGCCUUAAAUAUUUUCCCUCUUCAAAAUGGACAUUUAUACCCAUUUUUAUGAUGGGCAGAGAUGACUUUGUUUA